This is a messenger RNA of Cetraspora pellucida, 852 nucleotides long. Lineage: Eukaryota; Fungi; Glomeromycota; Glomeromycetes; Diversisporales; Gigasporaceae. The record is from the annotation of a GenBank genome assembly.
AUGGUGUCAGCAUGUAUGCGAAAAUGGUUCAAUUGGUGUGCAACAGAAAAUCACAAUCUCAUUAGGUGCCUUCUUCAGACAAUUGUCGAAUUUUUAGAUCAUCUUUAUGGUCAAAAUAUGCAAUUUAAUACUAUUGCGAGUUAUAGAUCAGCUAUUAGUAAGAUCCAUGUACAUGUAGAUGGGAAAUCAAUUGGUUCACACCCAAUUAUUGUUAAAGUAAUGAAAGGAUUAUUUAAUCUAAAUCCACCUAAACAAAGCUCUGUAGAAGUAGUUGAUGUAUUGCCCAUGAUGGAUUAUAUUCAAUCAUUAGGCUCUAACACAGAAAUGUCUAUACUAAACUUAACACAAAAAACAGCUUUAUUAUUAGCCUUAACUUCAGGUAGCCACCCAUCAGAUCUACAUCGUAUUGAUCUUUCUACUAUUCUGCGAACACCGAAUGGCAUUGUAGUUUAUAUUAGAAAUCCCAAAGAAUCAAAGAUCUCAAGAUCUCAUGGGGGCAAAAAGGAACAAUUCAAAAAGCUGUUUAUUGGGUCUUAUCCAGAUGAUAUAAAUUUUUCUUUAUUUCUUACAACGACUGCACUACACAAGCCUGCCUCCAUAGAUUCUAUCGCACGAUGGAUAAAAACAUGCCUUACAGUAUCUUCAGAAAGUCUAACAGCAAAGGAUACAAGAGUAAUAUCAGCCUUCUUAGCACAAAAUAGUGAAGCCGACUUGACUACGAUUAUGGCUUUAGGAAAUUGGUCAAGUAAUAUGGUGUAUCAAAAAUUUUAUCAACGAGGGAUUUCUCUGUUACUUCAAAGAAACAAUAUAGUACAGAAAAUUAUUGAAGAAGCCUUGUCUACUCCACAAUAG